Ustilago hordei is the source of this 972-nucleotide messenger RNA. RefSeq lists its product as uncharacterized. The record is from RefSeq and is a predicted model, not a curated record. Lineage: Eukaryota; Fungi; Basidiomycota; Ustilaginomycetes; Ustilaginales; Ustilaginaceae. Bases 1 to 972 code for a protein of 323 amino acids. The transcript has a single exon.
AUGCUGUCCAAUCUGUAUCCUCACCUGCCUCUGCCACCUGAAGAAAGGGCCUGCCUCCACCUAGCCCAACAAACCAGCAUGCCUCCACAAACCCAUGAUCCAGAUGCUGAGAGCAGUGACCUGUCUGACAAACUGCACAAGGAAAGAGCUCCCACUGCACCACACAGGCAAAUGCUGGUUGGCACAGAGACCCCUUCAUGCUACAAUUCUGAUGACAACAAUGAUGGCAAUGAAACCCAAUGCAAUAUCAACACCAUCUCCAAACUCAACCCUGAAGUGCUCAGGGGCAUGCUUAUUGAACUAACCAAACACAACAAAGUGAAGAACUCUGAUGCAUACAAGAAACCCUUGUGCCACUCCAAUUUCCACCAGCAACUUUCUUGCACCCACAAUGCCCUAAAAGAAGCCCCCAAGCUCAUGACCAAAAACUGGUAUGCCUGGAACCCCCACUUCAGAGGCAUCCUGUCCAACUGGCCUGCAGCUAUGAAGCACCUUGAUGGCACCAUGACCACUGAACACAAGAAAUAUGACUGUGCCCUGGAUGGCAAACUUUGCACUAUCCUUCAAAGUAGUGGCCUACUUGCUGGAAAUGACAACAUCAAUUACCUUUUCAUAUGGCCUGCUGACUCAGAACCCUGGAAACUACAUGACCUCUACUGCAGGCUCAUGACAGACCUCACAAAGAUGGAAAAGAUUGCCCAGUUGACCCUGCUCAAUGAAGUCAGGAGAAUCCAUAUGUUCCAAGCAAAUGUCCAGAAGCUCAUUGCUGAUAUCAAUGAACAUUGGGCCAAAGCCAAGUCUAUGGGUCACACCCUUCCCAAGAUCCUCAAAGUCAAGACACUUAUCAACCAGGCCAGGUAUAUUACCUUGUAUCAUCAUCGCAUCACCAUGCUCAAGGACACUGGAAUGGCAUUGAAUUAUGAAGUGCUUUGCACUGCACUCUUCAAACAACAGGACAGCAUGACCACCUGA